This is a messenger RNA of Orycteropus afer afer, 1824 nucleotides long. Its product is annotated as all-trans-retinol 13,14-reductase. The record is from RefSeq and is a predicted model, not a curated record. Lineage: Eukaryota; Metazoa; Chordata; Mammalia; Tubulidentata; Orycteropodidae. Bases 1 to 1824 code for a protein of 607 amino acids. The transcript is spliced from 11 exons.
AUGUGGCCGUUGCUGCUGGCCGUGCUGCUGCUGGCGAUCCUCUGCAAAGUUUACUUGGUGCUGUUUACUGACAGGUCCCGGAACCCCUUUUCCGAGGACGUUAAGCGGCCGCCCGCGCCCCUGGUGACCGACAAGGAAGCCAGGAAGAAAGUUCUCAAACAAGCCUUCUCAGUCAGCCAAGUGCCAGAGAAGCUGGAUGUGGUCGUGAUAGGAAGUGGCUUCGGGGGUCUGGCUGCUGCUGCCAUUCUGGCCAAAGCUGGCAAGCGAGUUCUGGUGCUGGAACAACAUACCAAGGCGGGGGGCUGCUGUCAUACCUUUGGACAGGAUGGCCUUGAAUUUGACACAGGAAUCCAUUACAUUGGACGUAUGCAGGAGGGCAGCAUUGGCCGUUUUAUGUUGGACCAGAUCACUGAGGGACAGCUAGACUGGGCUGCCAUGUCCUCUCCCUUUGACAUUAUGGUACUAGAAGGACCCAAUGGCCGAAAGGAGUUCCCCAUGUACAGUGGGGAGAAAGCCUUUGUUCAGGGCCUCAAGGAGAAGUUUCCACAAGAAACAGCUGCCAUAGACAAGUAUAUGAAGCUAGUUAAGGUGGUGUCCAGGGGAGUCUUUCAUGCCAUCGUGCUGAAGAUCCUCCCAUUGCCUGUGGCUCAGCUCCUCACCAAGAGUGGUCUGCUGACUCGCUUCUCUCCCUUCCUUCAUGCCUCCACCCAGAGCUUGUCUGAGGUCUUGCAACAGCUGCCGGCCUCCCCUGAGCUCCAGGCAGUGCUCAGCUACAUCUUUCCUACUUAUGGUGUGACCCCCAGCCACACCACCUUUGCCAUGCAUGCUCUUCUGGUUGACCACUACUUAAAAGGAGCCUUCUAUCCCCGUGGUGGCUCCAGUGAAAUCGCCUUCCACACCAUCCCUGUGAUUCAGCGGGCUGGGGGUGCUGUCCUUACACGGGCCACUGUGCAGAGCGUGUUGCUGGAUUCAGCUGGAAAGGCUUGUGGUGUGAGCGUGAAGAAGGGCCAGGAGCUGGUGAACAUCUAUUGUCCCAUUGUGAUCUCCAACGCAGGACUGUUCAAUACCUAUGAGCACUUGUUGCCUGAGCAUGUGCGCUGUCUGCCAGAUGUGAAGAAACAGCUGGGGAUGGUGCGGCCUGGCUUGGGCAUGUUCUCUGUUUUCAUCUGCCUACGAGGCACAAAGAAGGACCUAGGUCUACAGUCCACCAACUACUAUGUUUAUUUUGACACAGACAUGGACAAAGCGAUGGAGCAGUACUGCUCAAUGCCCAGGGAAAAGGCUGCAGCACACAUCCCCCUUUUCUUCAUUGCUUCCCCAUCAACCAAGGAUCCGACAUGGGAGGACCGAUUCCCAGACCGCUCCACGAUGAUUGUCCUGUUCCCCAUCACCUACGAGUGGUUUGAGGAGUGGAAGGAGCAACCACAGGGAAAGCGGAGCAGUGACUAUGAAACCCUUAAAAACGCCUUUGUUGAAGCCUCUAUGUCCAUUGUCCUGAAGCUCUUUCCCCAGCUGGAGGGGCAGGUGGACAGUGUGACUGGAGGAUCCCCACUGACCAAUCAGUUCUAUCUGGCUGCUCCACGAGGUGCCUGCUAUGGGGCCGACCAUGACCUGGGCCGCCUGCAUCCUCAAACAAUGGCCUCUAUGCGGGCUCAGACCCCCAUCCCCAACCUCUACCUGACAGGCCAGGACAUCUUCACGUGUGGGUUGAUGGGGGCCCUGCAAGGGGCCAUGCUGUGCAGCAGCGCCAUCCUGAAGCGGAACGUGUACUCUGACCUUAAGAAGCUUGGCUCAAGGGUCCAGGCACAGAAGAAGAAGAAUUAG